AUGGUGUCUGCAGUCGAGUACAUCUGUACGCUACUUCUACUGACGGCGACCGUUUCCCUCCGGUUGGACGGAGUCGGAGGCGCUCCCAUGAGAGCAGGAAUUGGCGAUGGCGGUGGUACGGAGGGGUGUCGGCGCAAUCUGCCCGAGCUGCGGGAGUGUGUCAGCACGGCGGUCCAGCAGUUCGUCAACUUCAUGUCCAGUGGGAAGAUCUCGCCGAAACACUCGAUCACACCGUUCGAUCCACUGUAUCUGCCCAACAUGACCAUCUUCCAGGAGAAGCAGGUGAAGGCCGUGUACGUCAACCGAUAUCUCGUGGGGCUGAAGAAUGCCUUCAUCCAGGACGUGAGCGCCGACUUGGAAAAGCUGGAAUUCAACGUGACGACACUCAUGCCGGCCCUGGAGAUGCUGGGUUUGUUCGCUACGAAAACAUUCCAAGACCAUCCAGUAACGGAGAACUCCAUCCUUACUCUGUCAAUCCGCAACACUUUGGUGAACUUCGUGGCCAAAGGUGCACUCUACAGCAUGUCGGACGCGAAUGGCACGUCCAACAAGUACCUCAGGCUACAGGUCGGCAUCAACCAGAUCUCGAUGGGAAGUUACGUGCUCAGCGGACAUCUAGACAACGAUCGCCAUCUAACCGAGCAGGACAGGUCAGCUGCACCCGCCAAAUUUAUGCGCUUGAUCGGGAAGGACCUUCGAAUGCAGUUGGCCAAGCGAAUAGAGUACAUCGCCAACGAGGCGCUUGCGGUGACACCCUUCGUCAAACUCUUCCCCAUCUGA
This is a messenger RNA of Anopheles marshallii, 780 nucleotides long. RefSeq lists its product as uncharacterized. The coding region runs from base 1 to 780 and encodes 259 amino acids. The record is from RefSeq and is a predicted model, not a curated record. Lineage: Eukaryota; Metazoa; Arthropoda; Insecta; Diptera; Culicidae. The transcript has 4 exons.